AUGGUUAUUCCUGGCGGUGGUGUCGAAUGUCUCGAAACGUGCGUUGCCAACUCCUCUCCUGACACGGUCCUUGUUUGUGACGAUGGAUCGAAGAUUAAAGCGCAUCGGCUCCCGCUGGCAGCCACUUCUGCGUACUUCAGAGUGGCCUUCUUCGAGUUCGGGAAGGUUCGCAACAACGAGUCCAUACGAAAGCAGGUGAGAGUUCCCAUGCUCAAGAUGGAGCAAGUCGAAGCAGCUGUUACGUUCGCCAACAAGGGGGAAGUCGAGCUGAGCCUGCGGAACAUUCAGGACGUGCUCGAAGCUGCGGACUUCCUCGGAAUGGAGUCUCUCGUUCAAGUCUGCCACAAGUUCAUGAAAGAGAAGUCGAAUGGCCCCAAUGUGCUAGAUCUCUGGCGGCUCUGCGAUAAGUAUUUGAUGAACGGAAUGCGAGACCAUCUCUACCACCGGAUCAUGGAGGACUUCUGCAAACUCACUGAGAGCGACGACCUAUACGAGACGAGCUUCGAGGAGUUUCACACGUUUUUGAACGACGAUUGUUUGAACGUCCGAGACGAGGAUAAAUUGUGGUCAAUCUGCGAGCGAUGGAUACGGCAUGACUUCGAAACAAGGCACUCCCAUAUAUUCGAGCUCCUGCAGACGAUACGCGUUUAUCUUAUCGAUGAAGCCGCGGUUCGCGAUUUACUCUCGUCUAGUUCGCUCCUGAGCGGUCACGAUAGGUGCAAGUUUUACUUGAUGAGAGUGCACUCUUCCAUGAACACGAGGACGCCAUUCCUCCACGACCUCGGAGAGGAGCUGCCAGUGAAGUCCACGAUCCCGAGGGAGCCUCAUGGGGUGAUCCUCAUCCUGGGGGGCUGGCUCCAGGCACCUUCAAAUCUGUUCGAAGUCUACGACCCCAGCGCUGACAGACACACCACUUUCCCCCAACUGGCCGACACCAACGAGUUGAGAGCAUACCACAAAAUGGCUUUGGUCAAUAACGAAAUUUACGUCAUCGGUGGCUUCCACGGGGACAACCACUAUCACAAGAAUUGCAGAAAAUUCAGCCUGUCCACACGAACAUGGUCGCACGUGACACCUAUGAACGUCGAGAGAUGUUAUGUGAGCGUAGCGGUCGUCGACGGAAAAAUUUACGCCAUCGGGGGCUACAACGGUCGCUUCAGGCUGAAUACGGCGGAGGUUCUGAACUUGGAAACAAACCAGUGGUCCCUGAUCCGACCCAUGGAAUACCAGCGGAGCGACGCCGCGUGCGCGGUUGUCAAUGGCAAAAUCUACGCGAUAGGCGGCUUCACCGGCACCAUGUGCAAUCGCACUGUGGAGUGUUAUGAUCCGGCGAGUAAUUCGUGGACUCUCGUCUCGAGCAUGAGUACCGUACGUUCUGGCGUGAGCGCAGUAGCUCUCGACGGGAAGAUAUACGCGCUCGGUGGAUCGAGCGGCAGCUCGAGGCUCAGUUCGUGCGAAGUCUACGAUCCAGCGACCGAUAAGUGGUCUCCGAUUGCGCCCAUGUUGACAGCCAGGAGUAACUUUGCGACGGUCGUAUGCGCUUCGUAUAUCUACGUGUUCGGUGGUUAUACAGGACAAGCGACGACCAAGUUCUGCGAAUGCUACAGCCCGGCCACCAACGAGUGGUUCGUUCUGACCGAUAUGACGCACCCACGGUCGGCGUUGGCGGCGAUUUUCAUCCCGUGCUUCGACGGAAUCAGAGAGCUCUCCUACCCCAAUCGGAAACAGAUAUUUUUGGAAGCACAGCGGCCACCUGUUGUCACGGAGGUGGAUUAG
Molecule: messenger RNA, 1776 nt
Organism: Galendromus occidentalis (western predatory mite)
Lineage: Eukaryota; Metazoa; Arthropoda; Arachnida; Mesostigmata; Phytoseiidae
Product: kelch-like protein 10
Exons: 5
Coding region: 1-1776 (591 amino acids)
Molecular function (GO): protein binding
Source: RefSeq, a predicted model, not a curated record